UACUCUUACAGACGAUUUACGGCUGGGUUUGAAUCGUUUUUGGGAGCUGGAUUCAGUACAUCCACAACACAAACAGACAUGCGAGGAGCGAUCCUGCGAAGACAUUUUCGUAGAGACCACCUAUCGCGAUGCGGAUGGACGAUAGCAGAAAUCACGACACCGCAUAAAACAAGAUAAAAACGCUGAUUUUCAAAACCUACCACAGACACAAAAAAUUACGACGAAGAAAAAAUAGACUAAAAAAGUCCGUAAGACUCAAAACUGCGUGUGAUAUUAAUUUAAUUAAAAAAGUAUUUAUUCUGACUGCAUUUAGAAUUUAGAAUUCGCUAUUUAAAAAAUCCGCCAUUUAGAACUCGCCAUAGACUAAGGGAACAGAUAAGAAAAGAGGCAGGAAAAGAAAAAGGCUGGAUCAAAGGAGGCUGUAUGCGAUAAAAUCGGACAGUAAAAUGAAAGACAGUAUGAAAUCCUGCGAACACACGAUAUCAGAGGAUGUCGUGUACAAAGAAGUUGUUGUUAUCGGCAAUGGCCCCAGCGGCAUGGUGACGUCAUUCAUGCUGGCCGGCAACGUACCCUACCUGAAGGACAUACCUGAUGACCUGCCCAUUGACGAAAUGCUUAGAGCCAGAUUAUCAAACGUGCCCAAAGGACAGAGUUUGUACGAGACAGACCUUAUUGAACUCGCUGAGGGACUUGAAGGAAGAAGCCACAACCCCAUACCUCUGCUGAUGGACAAUUUGCUAAGACCCUGCGCAGAUAUGGGAAUACAGGCAGACUCAUUAAUUGAGUGGAAGUUUGACAUAGAGAAACAGAUAUCGCACAUAGUGCUAGGCCGCGGUCCGCCGGGCGGCGCGUGGGCGACGUUCCCGGCGGGCGUGCGCACCCUGUCCCCCGGCGCCUGGCUCGCGCUGCCGCCGCACGCGGGCGCCGGCGCCGCCCGCCUCACUGCGCGGGCGGUAGCUGCCUACUGCCGGCGGUAUGUCGCCGCGUGUAAGCUGCAGGUGAGUGAGUACACAUCGCACCCUGUCCCCCGGCGCCUGGCUCGCGCUGCCGCCGCACGCGGGCGCCGGCGCCGCCCGCCUCACUGCGCGGGCGGUAGCUGCCUACUGCCGGCGGUAUGUCGCCGCGUAAGCUGCAGUACACAUCGCACCCUGUCCCCCGGCGCCUGGCUCGCGCUGCCGCCGCACGCGGGCGCCGGCGCCGCCCGCCUCACUGCGCGGGCGGUAGCUGCCUACUGCCGGCGGUAUGUCGCCGCGUGUAAGCUGCAGAAAUUCUUCCGGUCGGGCGUGACAGUGACGAGCGUGACGCGACUGCCGCAGCCGGCGCCGCUAUGUCACAACACUAACUGUGCACUCAACGCACAGUUCUGCGUCACUGGCUACGACACAGCGUCAGGCUCCCCGCUCCGCUACGUGUGCUCGCGCGUGGUAGUCGCGUGCGGCGGCGGCGACCGCCCCAACGCGCUCGCGCCGCGCCUCGCCGCGCACGCGCUGCACACGCUCUCACAACUAGAACGAGCUGUUACGCUGCUUACUACGCACGUACCGACAGCAUCAGUCCUCAUAGUAGGGUCCGGCGUGUCGGCGGCGGACGGCGUGUGGCUGUCGCUCAGAGCGCGCCUACACGUGCGUCACGUGCACCGCGCGCCUGCUGACGCGCUGGCGAGGCUCGACCCACUGGCUUACCCGGAUUAUUGUCAGGUUUAUAAGAUGAUGUGUGACGGUCCCGCGGGCAACCACAACAACUACACGCCCUACCCCGAGCACAGCAUCGUAGACAUCACGCCCGAGCCUGACGACCCGCACAAACUCCACGCCGACCACGAGGACCUCUGCCUCUCACUCAAGAGGGUCAAACUCCUCAACGUCAACACCAACCAAAUCACAGAGGUCAAGGUCCAUCUAAUCGGAGUCUACAUCGGAUCCAAACCAGACCUCUUCUUCCUACAAACUAACUACCUCGACUGCAUCAACAUCAAAAUCGACUGCACAAAAUGCAUCGACCAAACAAAAAUCUCACAAAGAAAAAUCGAAGAAAAACAAUGUUUCCUCAAAAACCACUGGCAUUUCAUCAAAUCUAUGCUCGGACAAAGCAUUCAAAGCUGCAAAUCCAGAUAUUUAAACUAUUCAGAAAUUAAUGGCAACACUGACACAAAAUGUGUGUUACCAGACUGUAACAAAAGGCCCAAAGACAAAGACAGUGAAAUCAUAGACAAAUGUCAAAUCAUUCCAUACUCGGAUGAGGAGAAAGUAAAAUGUACUUGUGAUGAAAUGAGUCCUUAUUCUGCAGGUUUAGGUUUUGGUCUUGACCCUGAGAAACCUGUGGACGGUAGGAAUAAUCCUAUAGCUAUAGACAAAUCUACGCAUGAGAUCUUGAAUGGUCCGGAAGGCAUGUACGCGCUGGGCCCGCUGACUGCAGACAACUUCAUGCGGUUCAUCCCGGGCGGAGCGCUAGCACUCGUCUCGCACAUGCAUCAGAACAAACACUGACUUGCCAUAACCAGUAAUGUGAUUGCAAUACUUAAUUUGUUUUUUACACAAUAAAUUAUUUUUUAUACCCUGUC
Messenger RNA from Helicoverpa armigera (cotton bollworm), 2560 nucleotides. RefSeq names its product oxidative stress-induced growth inhibitor 1. The record is from RefSeq and is a predicted model, not a curated record. NCBI's taxonomy places the organism in Eukaryota, Metazoa, Arthropoda, Insecta, Lepidoptera, Noctuidae. The transcript has 11 exons. Bases 447 to 2486 code for a protein of 679 amino acids.